CGUGCGCUACUAUAUAAAAACGCACACACUCACAAAUAUUUUACACACACAGAAGAGCUGAGUGAUCUACGACUUCUCCAGAGCAAUGGCAUCGUCAGCAACAGCUGCAUCUCCCUCCUCGUUGACUCUCUCCCAAUCUCUCUCCCUCUCCCGAUCUCUCCCAGCCAUUUCUCAGCACCCCCAUCGAAUCUCUCUCCCCACCGUCAAUCUCUCCGCAACCUCUCUCAAAUGCUCGAGGCGCGUGGGCUCACGCGCCGCCGCAGUGCGGGCGUCGGCGGCGGUCGACGUGGCGGAGAAGACGGAAACGGGGUUGGUGGAGAAGUCAGUGAACACGAUUAGGUUCUUGGCGAUUGAUGCGGUGGAGAAGGCGAAUUCGGGUCAUCCGGGUCUGCCCAUGGGUUGUGCACCCAUGGGUCAUAUACUGUACGAUGAGAUCAUGAAGUAUAAUCCGAAGAACCCGUUUUGGUUUAACAGGGAUAGGUUUGUUUUGUCGGCUGGACAUGGGUGUAUGUUGCAGUAUGCUCUUCUUCACUUAGCUGGUUAUGACAGUGUUAAGGAAGAAGACCUGAAAAGUUUCCGGCAGUGGGGAAGCAAAACACCUGGUCACCCUGAAAACUUUGAGACUCCGGGAAUUGAAGUCACUACUGGUCCCCUUGGCCAGGGUGUUGCAAAUGCAGUUGGUUUAGCCCUUGCAGAGAAGCAUUUGGCUGCACGAUUUAACAAACCUGGCAGCGAAAUUGUUGAUCACUACACGUACGUGAUACUUGGAGAUGGUUGUCAAAUGGAAGGAAUUUCUAAUGAAGCUUGCUCUCUUGCUAGUCAUUGGGGACUUGGAAAGCUGAUUGCAUUUUAUGAUGACAACCAUAUUUCAAUUGACGGUGACACAGCUAUUGCAUUCACUGAAUCUGUUGAUAAGCGCUUUGAAGGUCUUGGUUGGCAUGUCAUAUGGGUAAAGAAUGGUAACACUGGAUAUGAUGAGAUCCGUGCUGCUAUAGAGGAAGCUAAAGCUGUUACAGACAAACCUACUUUGAUUAAGGUCACGACCACAAUUGGUUUUGGGUCACCUAACAAGGCCAACUCAUAUAGUGUACAUGGUAGUGCAUUGGGUGCUAAAGAAGUUGAUGCAACAAGGAAGAACCUUGGGUGGCCACACGAGCCAUUCCAUGUGCCAGAGGAUGUUAAAAAGCACUGGAGCCGCCAUACCCCUGAAGGUGCUGCUUUGGAAGCUGAAUGGCAUGCCAAAUUUGCAGAUUAUGAGAAGAAAUACAAAGAAGAAGCACAAGAACUGAAAUCUCUUAUUAGUGGUGAACUUCCAGUUGGUUGGGAAAAGGCUCUUCCGACUUAUACUCCAGAAACCCCAGGGGAUUCCACUCGUAAUCUUUCUCAGGCAAACCUGAAUGCUCUUGCAAAAGUUCUUCCUGGACUUUUAGGGGGGAGUGCAGACCUUGCUUCUUCCAACAUGACACUGCUGAAAAUGUUCGGCGACUUUCAAAAGGACACCCCCGAGGAACGUAAUGUACGAUUUGGCGUUAGGGAACACGGAAUGGGUGCUAUAUGUAAUGGAAUUGCACUCCACAGUCCUGGCCUCAUCCCCUACUGUGCUACCUUCUUUGUUUUCACGGACUAUAUGCGAGCAGCCAUGAGGCUUUCUGCACUCUGUGAAGCUGGGGUCAUCUAUGUGAUGACUCAUGAUUCCAUCGGGCUUGGAGAGGAUGGUCCAACUCAUCAACCUAUAGAGCAUAUAGCAAGUUUCCGUGCCAUGCCAAACAUCCUGAUGCUCCGACCAGCUGACGGGAACGAGACUGCUGGUGCAUAUAAGGUUGCAGUUCUCAACAGAAAGAGGCCUUCAGUUCUAGCCCUCUCACGUCAAAAGCUUCCCAAUCUCCCUGGAACAUCUAUUGAAGGAGUCGAGAAAGGUGGGUAUAUUAUUACUGAUAACUCUUCAGGUAACAAGCCUGAUAUUAUCUUAAUUGGAACUGGUUCCGAACUUGAAAUCGCUGCAAAAGCAGCUGAUGAGCUGAGGAAGAGCGGAAAGACAGUUCGGGUGGUAUCAUUCGUAUCUUGGGAGUUGUUUGACGAACAAUCUGCUGCAUACAAAGAAAGUGUUCUGCCAGCUGAUGUAUCAGCUAGGGUCAGCAUAGAGGCUGGAACGACCUUUGGGUGGGAUAAGAUUGUGGGAUCCAAGGGAAAGGCGAUUGGAAUAGAUCAUUUUGGAGCAAGUGCACCAGCAGAUAAGAUAUAUAAAGAAUUCGGAUUAACUGUGGAAGCUGUGAUUGCAGCAGCCAAGGAAUUGUGUUAAAGCCAGUGAUAGUCGUAGUGCUGCUACUAGUACUUUCUUCUCAGUUUGUUUUUUAUCCCUGAUUUUUCAGGGAACUUCUGCAGCACAAUCAGGUUCAAGAUGGGUGUAUCUUCAUACCGAGAAUGUAGUUUUAUGAGUAUCUUUGACAAUUUAAAAAUUAAUUUGCCAUAGAUUUGCAGUUUUUCA
Messenger RNA from Daucus carota subsp. sativus, 2485 nucleotides. Its product is annotated as transketolase, chloroplastic. Gene Ontology annotation, biological process: pentose-phosphate shunt. The transcript is spliced from 7 exons. The record is from RefSeq and is a predicted model, not a curated record. Gene Ontology annotation, cellular component: cytosol. Lineage: Eukaryota; Viridiplantae; Streptophyta; Magnoliopsida; Apiales; Apiaceae. Bases 86 to 2299 code for a protein of 737 amino acids. Gene Ontology annotation, molecular function: transketolase activity.